Messenger RNA from Quercus lobata, 4848 nucleotides. Its product is annotated as TMV resistance protein N-like. The transcript is spliced from 8 exons. Gene Ontology annotation, molecular function: ADP binding. NCBI's taxonomy places the organism in Eukaryota, Viridiplantae, Streptophyta, Magnoliopsida, Fagales, Fagaceae. The record is from RefSeq and is a predicted model, not a curated record. Bases 269 to 4126 code for a protein of 1285 amino acids. Gene Ontology annotation, biological process: signal transduction; defense response.
UUAGUCACCAUUAUUUAGUCCAUUUACUGUCAACAACUUCUCCAUAACAUACAGUCUCUGUGAUCUCUAUUAUAUUCUCUCUUUUCUCAAACUGAGCACACACAAAGUUCUUUUUGCGACCAAUCGUUUGAGCCUCUUCAUCUACUCGACCUUAACAAACUGAUCCGCACCCUCAAGAGCUCACGGAAAGUUUUGUACCACCAAUUGUUCAAGUUUAUUCGUCUCCUCGAUCUUGACAACGUGAUCCGCAUACUCAAGGAUAUUUUCAAUGGCUUUCAUGAACACCAAGAGAGACUCAUCAUCUUCCUCUUCCACUCAUACAUUGAAAUAUGAAGUAUUCCUUAGUUUUAGAGGUGAGGACACCCGCAUUGGUUUUACAAGCCAUUUAUAUACUGCAUUGGAUCAAAAGGGCAUAUACACCUUUAUAGAUGAUGAAAAACUUGAGAGAGGAAAAUCGAUUUCACCUACACUCAUGAAAGCAAUAAAAGAAUCGAGGUUUGCUAUUGUCAUUUUCUCAAAAAAUUAUGCAUCUUCAACGUGGUGCCUAGAGGAACUUGAAGAGAUCAUUGGAUGCAUAACCAAGACAGGAAUGACAGUUUUACCUAUUUUUUAUUAUGUGGAUCCAUCUGAUGUAUGGAAGCAAACAGGAACUUUCAAACAAGCUUUUGAUGAACAUGAACAACGUUUCAAGGAGAACAUAGAGAAGGUGCAAAAAUGGAGAGCUAUUUUGAAUGAAGUAGCCAAUAUCUCAGGAUGGCAUGUACCAAAAAGGUCUGAGGCAGAAUGUAUCCAAGACAUUGUGGAAGUGAUAUUGAAUAAAUUGAGUAAUACAUUCUCAGUACCCAUGGGACUAAUAGGAAUAGAAUCCCGAGUCGAGAAAUUGAAGUCAUGCUUAGCUAUAGAGUCAAAUGAUGUUCGCAUUAUAGGAAUAUGGGGGACAGGAGGAAUGGGUAAGACAACUCUUGCAAGCGUUGUGUAUAAAAUGGUUUCCAAUAAAUUUGAUGCUUCCUGUUUUAUCGCUAAUGUUAAGGAAGAAUAUGAAAUACGUGGUUUACGUAAGAUACAACAAAUAAUUUUGAAGAGACUUUUAAAUGAUAGAGAUUUGAAGGUACAAGAUGUUGAUAAAGGAUUUCUUAUGAUCAAAAGUAGGUUACGUCACAAAAAGAUUCUUCUUGUUCUUGAUGAUGUAAAUGAAUCAGAACAAUUGAAGAAGUUAGUUGGGGAGCAUUGCUGGUUUGGUUUAGGUAGUAGGGUUAUUAUAACAACAAGAGAUAAGCAUUUGUUGGUGUUGCAUGAAGUAAAUGAAAUAUAUGAGGCUGAAGUCUUGAAUCAUGAGGAAGCUCUUGAACUUUUUAGUUUGAAAGCUUUUAAAAUGGACCAUCCAGCUGAACACUAUGAAAAGCUAUCUCAAGCUUUUGUAGAUUAUUCUAAGGGGCUUCCUUUGGCCCUUGAAGUUUUGGGUUCUUUCUUGUUCAAAAAAAGCGUUGAUGUAUGGAAAAGUGAACUGGCUAGGCUCAUGAUGGAAUUUUGUGAUAGAGGAAUUCUCAAUGUGCUUCGAAUAAGUUUUGAUGGUUUACAAGAAAUAGACAAAAAUAUAUUCCUAAAUAUUGCAUGUUUUUUUAAUCAAAUGGAUAGAGAUAAUGUCAUAGAAAUACUAGAUUCUCUCGAGCUAUCCCCUAGAAUUGGAUUACAGGUUCUUAUUGACAAAGCUCUCAUAAAAUUGCAUUGGAAUCGAUUGAAGAUGCAUGAUUUAUUACGAGAUAUGGGUCGGAACAUAGUUCUUCAAGAGUGCCCUGAAGAUCCCGGGAAGCGUAGCAGAUUGUGGUUGUAUAAAGACAUUGACAAUGUAUUGAUAACAAAUACGGGAACGGAAGCAAUUGAAGGCAUAGUCCUAAAUUUACCCAAACCAAUAGAGGCAGAUUGGAAUCCCGAAUCCUUUUUAAUGAUGCAACAUUUGAAAUUGCUCAUAAUUAAUAAUGUUUGCCUUAUGCAUGACCCUAAACAUCUUUCCAAUGACUUAAGAUUUCUUGAUUGGCGUGGGUACUCUUCAAAAUCUUUGCCAUCAAGUUUCCAAUCAAAUAAGCUUAUUGAACUUCACAUGUGCUACAGCUACAUUGAACGACUUUGGGAAGGAACAAAGUCUUUUGAGAGAUUGAAACUCAUCGAAUUAAACAAGUCUCAAAAUCUCAUUGAAACCCCUGAUUUCACCAAAAUCCCAAUUCUGGAGAAGUUGUUUUUAGAAGAUUGUAUAAAUUUACUAAGGGUGCACCAAUCAAUCGGAGUUCAUAAAAAGCUUACCAUUCUUAAUCUAAAAGGAUGCAAAAAUCUCAGAAGUCUUCCAAACAAAUUUGAAAUGAGGUCUCUUGAAAUUCUUAUUCUUUCUGGUUGUUCAAAAGUGAAAAAAAUCCCAGAAUUUGAGAAGAAUAUGAAACUUGUAUUAAACAUUUACUUGGAUGACACUGCUAUUACAGAAUUACCCACAUCAAUCGGAGUUCUUAAAAAGCUAACUUUUCUUAAUCUAAAAGCUUGCAAAAGCCUCAAAACUCUUCCAAACAAGUUUGAAAUGGAGUCUCUUGAGAUUCUUACUCUUUCUGAUUGCUCGAAGGUAAAACAAAUUCCAGAAUUUGGGAGAAACAUGAAACGUGUAUGUAAGCUUUACUUGGAUGGUACUGCCAUUACAAAACUACCCACAUCAAUUGAGCAUUUGACUGACUUAGCUUCAAUUAAUUUAAGGGAUUGCAAAAAUCUUGUGUGUCUACCCAACACCAUUUUCAAUUUGAAGAUGCUUAAAGAUGUGGAUAUUUCUGGAUGCUCAAAACUUGAGAGACUACCUGAGAAUUUGGGGAAUGCAGAAAGUAUAGAGGAGCUUGAUGUGAGUGGAACUGCUAUAAGACAAGUGCCUCCUUCCAUUGGUCUCUUAAAGAACCUUAAACAACUAUCUUUCCGCGGAUGUAAGGGGUUAUCAUCAUCUAAAUCUAAAUCAUGGUAUGACUUCCUUCUUUUUUAUUUAAUGCCAAGAUGUCCAGAUCCCGUGGAAUUGCCCUCUCUAUCUCUAUCGGGAUUGUGUUCUCUGAUCAAAUUGGAUCUAAGAGACUGCAAUCUUAGGGCAAUCCCCAAUGAUAUUAGUUGCUUAUUCUCUUUAAACAUAUUAAAUCUAAGUGGAAAUGAUUUUGGUUGCCUUCCGGAAAACAUCGCUCAACUAUCUAGUUUGAGACAUUUGAACCCGGAUAAUUGCACGAGUCUUCAAUCAUUGCCAAAGCUUCCAUUAAAUAUUGAUUAUAUUAGGGGAUUUAAUUGUACCUCAUUGGAAACAGUACCAAAUCUAUUGAAACCAAAUUCUUCAAUUGAGCCAACCCUCAAUCUUUCAGAUUGCAAUAAACUAGGUGACAAUCAAGGCUUUAUUGACAUGUUUUUUGCAGUGAUAAAAAAGUUGUUACAGGGACAUUCUCUUGACGACAGACAUAUGCAUAAGAGAUAUGCCAUCAUUUUUCCUGGAAGUGAAAUUCCAAAAUGGUUUAGGUAUCAAAGUAUAGGGGCUGAAGUGAAUAUAAAAGAACCUUUUUCUCAUUUGUGUAAUGAGUGGAUGGGGAUCGCUGUCUGCGUUGUAUUUUGUUCUCAUCCACAUCAUCAAAUCCCCAACGGUGAUUCGCUUUCAUGUUGGUUGAUAGCCAAUGGAAAAAAAAUGUCUUCUGCACCAAACACUGGCCAUAUUGUUGUUUUAUCAGAUCAUAUUUGGCUACUUUAUUUGCUUCCUCAAUACUACCAAGAGAAACAAAUAAAAUUAUUGUCGGAAUGUGAUGCAAAUGGAUUCAUUCGGGUUGGAAUUAGAAUUAUGACUCAUUGUUCAGUCUUUGAGGUGAAGAGAUGCGGGUUCCGUAUGGUGUAUAAGAAAGACAUUGACGAUGUCAACCGAAGUAUGGCUCAGUGUAGCAACAAUAGCACCAUUCCUUAUAAGGGUUUGGAUGUCAAGCGAACCCGUGAUGACUAUGAUGGGGCUGGACCUAAUGGAGAAGGAAGCUCUAGUACCACACCCAAAAUGGAUUGUGAGGAGUCAAUUGAGUACAAAGACUGUGGUGAGGAGUUAAGCAAUUGGGAGGAAUCUAGUGAAAGUGACCGGGAAGGUUAAUCAACUUUUUUCUCUACAUUACCUGUGAGACUGAGACCUUUUUUUUCUGAGAAACCAGACAAGAAGCCUGGGCUAAUAUUAAUAAAGCAUGUUCAAUGGACAUCAAAUAGCAAAAGAGAGGUACUAUCCUCAGGUGGAUCAGAAAGCCACACCUGGGACCCCAACCGCUUUUAGCUUUUUUUGCUAAAGCAUCAGCAACACAGUUAGAAGAACGAUUAACAUGGUUGAACAUAGAGGACUGAAAAAGCACGGCUUGACAGCGUAUGUCUUCAAUGAGUUUCUGUAGGUUGAGAAUCCAGCAUUACCUUGGUUUAUAGCAUUGAUAACCAUAGUUGAAUCCCCUUCAAAAACAACUGUUUGAAGCCCAAACUCAGCCUGCCAAAGCCUCCAUAUCAGCGAUGGAGUGAGCCACAGCGCACCAACAAGUUCACCCCUCCAAUCUCGAACAAUAACUCCAAUUCCAGCCGAGUUUGUGGUUCUGAAUACAGCAGCAUCAAAGUUCACUUUGUACUGAUUCAGCUCAGGUGGACGCCACUGGUGCGAGAUGGGAGGGAGAGGUUUCACUGGUUCCUUGUCUUCUGCUAUCAAAAACUCCUGCAGCAUGUUACCAGCCAUAGAGACAAUGUUUGCAAUAGGGUGCACUGGACGGCCAAAGUGAGAUGCGUUUCUCCUAUUCCAUAAUAGCCAGGCCGAUAUAGAAAAGACCUCUUUUUGAUAAUCAU